CCGAAGUGCCUUUCCCGGGCGGCGCCGCGUCCCGCAGAGCCGAGCGGAGCUGAGCCGCCACGAUGCCAUCGCCGUUGGAGCACGCCAUGGAGACGCUCAUGUUCACCUUCCACAAGUACGCGGGGGACAAGAACCACCUCAGCAAGGAGGAGCUGCGCGCCCUCAUGGACAGCGAGCUGCCCGGCUUCCUCCAGAACCAGCGGGACCCCAUGGCCCUGGACAAGAUCAUGAAGGACCUGGACCAGUGCCGGGACGGGAAGGUGGGCUUCCAGGGCUUCUUCUCGCUGGUGGCCGGGCUGACCAUCGCCUGCAACGACUACUUCGUGGUGCAUAUGAAGCAGAAGGGCAGGAAGUGAGGGGAGCACUCAGGGGGGCUGCUAUGACCUCCCCAGGGGCCGCCCCCCACCCCUGGGUGCUGCCCUGACCCCCAUGGGUGCUGCCCCCCCACUCCAGUAAAGCUGUUUUCUAGUA
This is a messenger RNA of Cuculus canorus (common cuckoo), 471 nucleotides long. It is a transcript of the gene S100A10, whose product is annotated as S100 calcium binding protein A10. Bases 63 to 356 code for a protein of 97 amino acids. Lineage: Eukaryota; Metazoa; Chordata; Aves; Cuculiformes; Cuculidae. The record is from RefSeq and is a predicted model, not a curated record. The transcript is spliced from 3 exons. Gene Ontology annotation, cellular component: cytoplasm.